Biomphalaria glabrata is the source of this 2274-nucleotide messenger RNA. RefSeq names its product tRNA-dihydrouridine(47) synthase [NAD(P)(+)]-like. Bases 164 to 2257 code for a protein of 697 amino acids. Gene Ontology annotation, biological process: tRNA processing. Gene Ontology annotation, molecular function: tRNA dihydrouridine synthase activity; metal ion binding; RNA binding. The record is from RefSeq and is a predicted model, not a curated record. The transcript is spliced from 12 exons. NCBI's taxonomy places the organism in Eukaryota, Metazoa, Mollusca, Gastropoda, Planorbidae.
GAAACUUCAAGGGAAAUAACCUGUCCCACGCGUAAUGGUUCACAUGUAAACAGUUACAGUCUUAGUCUACUACCACUAGUCUACUAGAUCUAGAAUCUAGUACUUCUAGAAUCUAGACGUUCUACUUCAAUCACUGAACUCUUCCAAUUCUGCUAUUGAAAACAUGUCAGAUAAGUUAGCUAUCAAUGAGAUUCCUGUUGAUGAUACUUCAAAUGGCAUUGAUGAAUUGACUGCUUCAAAAGGUAUUAGUGAAUCAGCCACUUCAGAUGGUAUUGUUGAAUUGAAUUUAUCCAGUGACAUUGCUGAAAUGGAGUCCAAUCCUGUGUCCCAAGCUAACAUUCAACCGAACCUACAAAAACCUGGCUAUGCCUGCAUAAAAUCAGAAUUUCUUGUGACUAACUACAAGCCUGUAGUGCUGACAGAAUUUCUCUCUGAUGAGACCAAACUACAGAUAGAAAAAGAAGUGUGCACUUCAGAGGCUGAACCACCUGCCAAGAAAGCUAAACUAAAAGGUAGAAACAAACAUCGUCCAAGAAAUGAGAAAAUUCAAUCAAAGGACAAAAUGUGUCCUUCAAUUCUAAGAGAUCAAGUCUGUAACUAUGGUGACAAGUGUAUAUUCAGCCAUGACAGAAUUGAUUUCAUGAAGAGAAAGCCGGAAGAUUUAGGAAAUUCUUGUUAUCUCUUUAAAACAUUUGGUAAAUGUCAUUAUGGUCUGACAUGUCGUUUUGCUAAAAGUCAUCUUUCAGAAACUUUGGAGAAUGUUAUUGACAAUGAAAUUUAUCAGAACACAAACAAAGUCAAGGCAAUUAAUGAAUUAGCUGCAGAAGUAAAAAAAAAACUGUGGAAAAAGAAGUAUAAUUUUCAGGCUGCAGAUUCUAUAGUUAAAGAAGUCAAUAAAAAUUUCCAAAUGAAAAAUAAUUUAAACUUACAAAAACCUUUAAAUAGUGAAGAUCAUCGUAAGGAAUCACUAAUAGAACAGCAUUCUGAGUCCCCCAAACAACAGACUGAUCAGUCUAACUCAAUUAAACAAGAAACUCCAGAAAAUAAUUUACCUGCUAAUAAGGGGAACACUCUUGAUGAAAGGACCUCUUGUACAACAGAAUUAAAAAGUGAGUUAUCUCAAAUUCCACAAGAAAAAAGAGAAUGUGUUGGCUGUCUUCUGGAUGAAGAAAUGAUUCCACUUAGACCUGCAGAGAAACCUAAGAUUGAUUUUAGGAAUAAACUCUACCUGGCACCUUUAACCACAGUUGGAAAUCUUCCAUUUCGUCGCAUCUGUAAAAGUUAUGGUGCAGAUAUAACCUGUGGUGAGAUGGCCCUGUCCACACAACUUUUGCAAGGGAAACUAUCAGAAUGGUCUCUAAUUAAACGACAUCCAAGUGAGGAUAUAUUUGGUGUGCAGCUUUGUGGAGCCUAUCCUGACACAAUGACAAGGUGUGCACAGCUUCUGAAAGAAACAGCUCAAAUAGAUUUUAUUGACAUCAAUUGUGGAUGCCCAAUCGAUUUAAUCUGUAAAAAGGGGGCUGGAAGUGCUUUGCUGAGUAAACCAGGAAAAUUGGAACAAAUUUGUCGUUCCAUGAAAGCAGUAAUGGGGGAUAUGCCACUGACAGUGAAGUUGAGGACUGGUGAAAGUGAUGGGAAGAAUGUUGCUCAUACACUUAUUCCUCGUCUCCAAUCAGCUGGAGUUUCACUUGUGACACUCCAUGGUAGAUCCAAGGCACAGCGUUACACCAAAUUGUCUGAUUGGAAUUAUAUUGCUGAAUGUGCUGCUUUGGGAAUGCCCAUUUAUGGUAAUGGAGAUAUUCUGAGUUAUGAAGAUGUUAAUUUACACAUGCAACAAAGUGGAGUCAGUGGAGUCAUGAUUGCAAGAGGAGCAUUGAUCAAACCUUGGAUAUUCACCGAAAUCAAAGAAGAGAGACAUUGGGAUAUCUCUUCUGGGGAGAGAUUCGACAUUUUACGGACAUAUACAAAUUAUGGCCUCGAACAUUGGGGUUCAGACCAGCAGGGUGUAGAUAAUACUAGACGUUUUCUACUGGAAUGGCUUUCUUUCUUGCACAGGUAUAUUCCAGUGGGAGUUUUGGAAGUGGUGCCACAGCGAAUCAAUGAAAGACCUCCUUAUUUUGUCGGCCGCAAUGACCUAGAGACAUUGAUGGCCAGUGCAAGCUGUGCAGAUUGGAUUAAACUGAGUGAGAUGUUACUGGGACCAGUACCUGAUAAUUUUCACUUUUUACCAAAACAUAAGGCUAAUGCUUAUCAAUAAAGAAAUUUUAAAGUUAA